AUGACAUCCCAGAUACAACUACCGGAAAGGGACUUUGACGAGGAUAUCUCAGAUCUGGAAGAGGACAAGACGCGGGCCAGGGGCGGUGGCAAGCAGCACAAGGGGGGAGAGGAGGGUGAGGGCGACGAGGAUGACGAGGAUGACGCCGAUGACGAUGAGGGGGAGGAGGACUGCGAAUGCGACGAGGAGGAUCCUGAUUGCGACUAUCAGUCUGAGUGUGGCGAUUACGAACUGGAUAGGGACGACGACGUGGAGUCCAAGAGAUCCAUACCAAUCUACAUGCUAGAAACCGACGUUGAGAGAACCUGGAAUCCCCACGAGACAGCGGUCCUUACGAACGCGGGGGUGGUACUAGUCGAGUCCAACGGCGAGCUGUUCCUCAAAAUCGACAAGCUCACGGCCGUUAUUUCGUUCCGGCACUGGAACCCGGUAAAGCAGGUCGUGGCGGAUCUCGCGGUACCCGCCGUCAUGAUCUAUAAGGCCGCCCACCCGAACCCUCCUCUCGACUUCGUAUAUAGAGAAGAGAAUCAGGAUGGGAAAAUCUUCAAGGUCCCCAAGGUCCGGAUAAAAGAACUCGAUAACUCAAUCGCGGAAAUGGACCCAGACUCGCCGCGCCCCGGGGGCUGCUAGAUCAAUACGGCAGGUUUAAGCUUCCCGAGCUGCCAGGGACUGAGGCGAC
Messenger RNA from Lasiosphaeria miniovina, 679 nucleotides. RefSeq lists its product as uncharacterized. The record is from RefSeq and is a predicted model, not a curated record. The transcript has 3 exons. Lineage: Eukaryota; Fungi; Ascomycota; Sordariomycetes; Sordariales; Lasiosphaeriaceae. Bases 1 to 630 code for a protein of 209 amino acids.